This is a messenger RNA of Chenopodium quinoa (quinoa), 677 nucleotides long. Its product is annotated as EG45-like domain containing protein. Gene Ontology annotation, cellular component: cell wall; apoplast. The transcript is spliced from 3 exons. Bases 82 to 471 code for a protein of 129 amino acids. Lineage: Eukaryota; Viridiplantae; Streptophyta; Magnoliopsida; Caryophyllales; Amaranthaceae. The record is from RefSeq and is a predicted model, not a curated record. Gene Ontology annotation, biological process: systemic acquired resistance.
GCUAUUUUUCAUGCAACGAACGCUUCAUAUUAUACAUCUUAUAAAAUUUAUUGUUGAUAAGUAAUUUUCAUUCGAUUGAAGAUGGCUUCUCUUGUACAUUCCAUGAUCGUCAUAGCCAUUUUUGCAUCUUUUGCAUCAGUGGCAAUUGCCAUUCCCGGAACUGCCACAUAUUACACUACAUAUGUUCCUUCAUCAUGUUAUGGAUUUGAAGACCAAGGAACGAUGAUAGCAGCUGCAAGUGCGGACAUCUUCCAAAAUAGGGCAGCUUGUGGUAGGAUGUACCGUGUCACUUGUACUAGUGGAACCAACCAAGGCGUACCUCAACCUUGCCGAGGUGGUAGUGUAACCGUCAAAGUUGUAGACCUUUGCCCCGGUUGCUCAGCAAACGGCCUUGAUCUCUCCAUGGAAGCUUUUUCCGUGAUUGCUGACCCUAAUGCCGGUAGAAUUAACAUCGACUACACCCCGGUCUAAACUAUAAGGAAUUGAUUCUCGAAGAACUACCAAUAAGAAGGAUGGCAAAUUAUGUUAUACUUCGUACUAUUACAAGUGUUAAGCAAAUAAAAUACUAUAUACUUGGAAGUAUGUAGAUACUUCCUAUGCCAAAUCCUUGGUUUGUUUGUACUAUUUGUUAUUACAACUACGAUGAAUAAAAGCUUAAACUUUGGAUUGAUAUAUUA